GGAGCAAGCAAUAUAUAUGUUAUUCCUUAUAUGUCACUUAAACAACCGACAAACAUAUUUGAGUAACUAAAGUAUAACGUAUGCUGUUAAAGAGAAAAGACAUCCUGGACUAUACCGAUAGAAUCAAUAUUUAGACCUGCGAACCCUAGUAUGCCUCUUGUCAAUUCGUGUGUAUCUGUGAUGGCCUGCAGCUGGAUCGUCAGCUCGUAGAAGGAAUGGGCGCCGCUGAAGGUGAAGUCGAACCAGUGAGGCAUCAGCCACACAAUCCAGUCACAGAAGCCAAUACGUAGGAUGGCCACGAGCAGUAGAGACAAGAGCAAAUACUGUAAAAUCGGCUGUAGUAUGAAUGUGUUUAGAAACUCCACUGGAUAAGGGAAGCGGAAUUGGCAUAUGCAAUGAGACAGAAAUAUAUCCGGCCAGUUGUCAUUGCUCAUCAUUACUGUCCCUUACCUGAUGCUACCAUGACGAAGUCUUGAUAGAUUAGGUGCGACGGGCGUGAGUCGAACUUCUCAAGCCGCUCCGAGAAAGCGAAGAGCAGUAAAAAGGCAUCACAUGCGAACCAGUAGAGCAGCGCAAUGAUGAUGCCAAUAUACUCCUUCCAACGCCAUACUCGCAGCACGGCCAUCUUUCUAGUCAAUGGGAAAUGCCCUGACAGACAGCGAUACCAGUGAGUAUCAUCAUCCUCAUGUCAUUCUUGUCUGUGGCAUAUAUAGCGCUUUACCUGAGUGUCUUCCAGUGAUCUCGGCGAUUCGACGUUUGCCUUGGUUGAAGCCAAUGUUGUUUGUACGCUUCGACAGCUGAGAGCUACGGCCUACGGGCACCUCGUAGUCAACUAAACAGACAGAGCCACAAAAAUGGGUAGAUGUCACCUUCCGACACACCCAUCUUUCUCUUGUGCUCACUUCUUCGUGUAGGCAACGGUCUAAUAUGAGGAACUGAUUUGCGGAAGAGUAUGAGCAGAAGAAUUAGAAUGGGCUUGGCCAGGAUGAUCGACCAGAUCAACACGGCGAUCUGGCGUAGUGUCAGAUUCCACGCGAUGUCUUCUGUCUGGAAUGACAGCAGCACGCUGUCAGUGCCCGAUCCAGACAUGCGCUGCCGAUCGAAAAACAUGGCACAAAUGGUCAAAAUUCCCAGGCUGAUCGAGCCGAAGAACAGAGUUCGCUGCACAGCUGUGUACCUGCAUGACAGACGCAAUACACAACAGAUGAGCUAGGAGAUGCAUCCAUCCAUGUCUCGUCCCUUGCAUGUCGGUGUUACUUACCUUGGGUUUAGAACGAAUAGCUUGAGGAGGGGGUGAUCACGUCGAACGACCUUGCGAAACAUUUUUGUGGGUCCCCAUUCUAUGUACUCCACACGAUGGAGAAUGCGCGUCACUAUCAAGUCGACCUCCUUGUUCAAAUCGCCCCACAGCUCUGUCACACUCUUGCGACGGGGUGCUGCUGUCUCUCCUAUGAUCGUUGUCGCCCCCUUGCCGUAAGAGGGCUCCCUUACUAUGUCAUCGACCGUAAGCUUCACCUCUUUCGGUCCGUGGUCCAUAAAGUCUUCGACAGCAACGGUCUGUCCCUUCUUCAGCUUUGGCGACAGGUCCUCAUCGUUCUCAUCAUCUUGGUCAAUUGUGUUGGUUGGCGAGUAUUGGGGAUCGACGAAGGUGGCGAUUCGACUGGUGAGGCUCACGGGUGAUUCGGGUGAGUCGGUAUCCUCCUGCUGGAGUUCUGGGAUCGACUCGAAUGCCGGGAUCAUAUGCUUGCACUUGCGGUAGUCUUGGACCUCCUCUUGGGGCAUCUCUUCGAUCGUCUCUUGCUUCCGAGGGCGACCAAAGACUGUCGCCAUAGGUGUGUCCUCGACCUCUGGCGCCUCGUCUUCCUCCUUUGAUUGACAUCGUCCUUUGCACUCCAAGAUGGCUCUCCAGUGUCUUUGGAUGAUAGUCGCUGCUGCCUGUUGUCGCUGCAGCUCUAAGAGGAGGCGCUUUCGAAGGGCAUCCUUUAAAACACCACUCCUGUUGACACAUGUGUUAAUCAAUGGUAUGAGGCAAUAAUACAUACAGUGAUUGACAGACGAGCCAGCCGAUCGCAUCAGUCACUCACUUGAUCAAAGUGACUCCCAUCUGGCUUUUCUUCUCUUCCCGAAAGACAUGUUGGAAGAUCUGCAUGCUCCUGGCGUCCAUUCGAGCGGCGACUGAUGGGGUAAACAGCUGUCUUGUGUCACUUCGUGGUACUGAUGCAACCUCUUCGUCUUCCGAUUUGCACUCUUCACCAAGCGAAUCCAUUCGUUUGCUCACUCGCCUGCGCGCUGGUGACGAUCCACCGCUCGGCUCAGAACCCUCUUCUCCCAGCGAUGUGCCGGACAUGACGGACCAGUUGGGAUCGUUCACCGGAAGGGGGCCCGACCCUUCACUCAAGCCUGUCUGCCUCUUCGUCUUUGUGGCUUCAAAGCGGUCGCCCGUGCCGACCUUCUUUUGGUGCGUCGUGAAAGCGUGUCGGAUGACCUCAGUCAAUGAUGGUAUAGGCGCGCAGACCUUGCUUCGAAGGCUCUUGCGGUCCAUUUGAGUUGUGUCUGCUUGAUAGUCUGAAGGAGCAUCAAGACCAGACCUGAAAGAGCGAAGAGCAUUCCAAGAGAGUCAUUUAUUUGCACAUUCCAUACGGUGCCUGCUUGUCCCUCUUUGUUUGUUUCUUCUCACCAUGCUUUCUUCUCCGUGGUCUGCGGCACAUUGCAGAUCACAGGAGCCUUUGCCCCGUGGAUGGCCGGGAAGCUAUCACGGCGAGCAUGCUCCUGCUGCAACAGCUCCUGGCGGACCGAUCUGAGUGUCCUGAGUUCUUGCAAGUGCAGGGUGGGUUCUCUCCUGCACACAGGUAGGCGACACCCUCACUCACUGUAAUUAAUAUUUGAGUGAGUGCAUAACCAUCUAUUUACUAACUAUACCGACUUGCGGCACUGCAGAUAACAGCCACCGAAGAUGCGACACAGAACGAAGUCGCACCACCAGGGGUGAUAGGUACGACCGGCGCACUGACUCAUGCUCUUCUGCAAACGGGUACGCUGGAAUCGAUCAAGGGGACAGACAGGAGGACAAGAUAGAGGGGAUGGAAGGGGUGCAUUCUUUUUGAUGCAUGGAUGGAUGGAUGGAUGGAUGUGUGUGAAUGGUAGGCAGCGGGGGUGUCUUACUGCUGUGUGUCGUCUAUCGAGUAGUGGGUCGGUCAUCCAGAUGUCCAAGAGGAUUUGAUCCGUAAUGCUGCGCACACAAACAGGCAAGUGAAGUGAUUGAGGCAUGGCAAACAUCAGUGCCGGUUGACGGUUUCCAUUAGCGUGUUUCAUAUGCGUGCGUACGGGUUUCGGCAGUCGAAGUAGAUGGAGAGAGCGAGGCAGACGAGGUGGAUGGCGAUCAUGAUGGCCACGAAGAGCCCCGCGAUAUUCUGCGUCCAUGCGGUGAUGUCGGCCAUCUUCUUAACCGAAUCGCCAGCAUCCUGGAGUACGUCCUCGAUGUUGCUCUCGAGAAUUACACUCCUACCACAUACACGGAUGAUGGACAUGCAGAUGCAUUGUCUCUCUCUCUCGCUCUGUCUGUGUGUGUAUGUGUGUGUGUGUUGCCUGAAUAGGGUUCCGAAAGAGGUCAGGUGCACACACUCGCAGCACAACGUGGUGGCAUUAGACAGCUCCUCAUUUACACGACAACCUGUGAACGAUAGUCACGGUAACCUCAAUCGCUCGUGUCUCUCUCUCUUUUUUCCUCUCACCUUGCGUGUCCCAUUGGUUUCUCGUGUCGUUCCAAAACCCACACGUCAGCUCGACAGCGACAGUCCGGUUGCCCUCGGCCGACUGCAACGCCCUCAGCUGACCGGCAGGCAGGCGAGGCAGAUACAUGCGGAAGGGCUCGCCACUCGGUGACGCCCUCAGCUGCAAAUUGCUGCCACACUGGCGGCCCUGAAAGCACAGCAUGCAGACAAAAGACAUGCAGACGAGAAAGAGGCGCAUGGUUGUGUCUCGCUUACCGCGACGGUAAAUGUGCCCUCCUGAGCACUGCGUGUGAGUGUAUUGUUGACCGUCACGUUGGUCGGGCCUUGGCCUUCGUCAGCGUAGGAAAAAGGGUCCUCUGACCACCACACUAGCUGCACGCUCUCGGCGCUCUGGCCGCCGCAGUUGCUCGACGAGUCGAACGACGGGGGAAAGCUGGCUCCCACACUCUGCUGUGCAGUCUCCAUUUUAAGCAUGGCUUCGUCCUGAGUUUGAUUCCUCGUCGCCACCUUCAUGCUGGUCCCCCCUCCAGCACUCGACAGCUCAAGGCUCCCCUGCACGAUGCGAGACACCAGACUGUCUCCCAACUGGGCUGUCGUGAUCCAAAUAUCCACUGCAAGAUCGUCAUACGCCGUUUUGCCGUCAGUCAGCUGUCGACUCGACGCUUUGGUUGACUUGGCUGUGCGGUUGAGCUGUCUGAACAACGCUGCUGCUGCAUCAAGAUAGUUCUCGACACCACUGAGGGCUUUCACCGUCCCCGUAGGUGUGACGUUGUCUGUCUGUGCGAUGGCGCUCUUCGUGACUGUCAUGAGUGAGCUGAAGGUCGAAACGGCUGAAACUGUAUCGUCCAGCUGGUCACUCUCUGCUUCAUCAGCUGCCUCAAGUGUUGUUGAUAGCGUCACUGCCGACAAGAGCGCCUCAGAGGGACUGUUCGACACACCGGCGAAAUUGGUUAGCCGCUCAGUGGCUACCUGAUAAAGCACAUAGAAGGCUGUUCUCUCUCUGCCAGUGAUGAGCAGGCAGCUUUGUGGGCUGUCUUGCCGUUUUGAGGUCCUUCAAUAGUGCCCUCAUAAUGACCCUCUUCUGCGCCUUUAGGUCGCCCUCGGUGACGUUCGGUAGUUUCCCGUCUAUCUGCUUGCUCUUGAGUGCGCUGGCCACCUUAAUGGCCCGCACCAGCCGCUCGCCAAACGCUUCCACAGAGUCGAUAGGCGGGAGAACCGGGCCACCUGGCUGGUCUCCUUUCAGCAGCUCGUCGAUGGCGUUACAUACCUCUGUCUCAUUCAGGGCGUCCAGAUCCUAAUAGAGCACAAAAUAAGGCAAAGGAAGGAUUCAAGUAAGUCGAGUGGACAGUCACUGAUGGACGUUCGCUCGCCUUGAGCUUGUCCAGGUCAUCUGUGAUGUCAUCCAUGAAAAAGGGAGGGGCGCCUGUUGGUUCCUCUGGCGACACUGUUGGGGCUGCAGGGUCGGCCGGGGAUACAGUGCAGUGGUGGGAGGAGAAGUGGCAAAAGAGGUCGUCGGGGAGAUAUGUGUGUAAAGCGAGAAGGAAGAUAUGUGUGUAAAGCAAGAAGGAAGGAAGGAAGGAAGGAAGAACAACAAGGACGUACAUGUGGCAGAAUCUCGAUGCUGUCCGUGAUCCUUUCAGUUAGUACGCACCUCCAGUCGUCGCUACGCAGGGUGAGCCUGGUAUGGGGCAAGUCCAGCCUGUCUCUGUUUGGCAGGCAUCAUUGCACCCGUCUCCUGCAGAACGAACGAAAGCGGAUACUUUGUUUGUCAGGAACGAUGCAAGCACACACAUGAGCACCGUUGAUGAGAUUGCCGUCAUCGCACUGCUCAGAGCCCUUCAGAAGACCGUCAGCACACACCGCUGAGACACAAGUAGGCAGGCAUGAUGCAGCCGACUGACCACUCUUUUCUUCUCUUCCGUGUCGCUGCAUAUUGAUUGGUGUGCGUGCUUACGAUCGCAGAGCAAUCCUGGUGUCGGACAAGACCAGCCUGACUCUAUAAUACAGCCAUCAGUGCAGCCAUCACCUGCAUGCAUGUAUAAUGAAAUGCAACACAUCGAUUGCGGCAUACAUCGCUCGCAGCAAUGUCAUGUCUUGUCUCGUGUUGUUUCUACAUACCGGUGUUUAGGUUGCCAUCGUCGCACUGUUCGCUGCCCUUCCAAAGACCAUCACCACACACCGCUGAGCACGUCAAGGAACCAAAUGUUUAUGCGGUAGCAGCUGAGUCAGGUCAGCGAAAGCAAGCUUACAUGCGCAGGGGGAUCCUUGUGUCGAACACGUCCAUCCUGUCUCUAUGCUACAAGAAUCACUGCACCCGUCACCUGCAUCCAUGCAUGCACACCAUAGUCAGCUGCACGAGAGAUGCACGUACCGCUGAAGAGAUUGCCGUCAUCACAUUGCUCGCUGCCCUUUACAAGACCGUCUCCACAAAUCGCUGCAUGCAUGAUGGACAAACGACUAAUUUGCACAUUUCCGUGUCUCUACUCAUACAUCCUUACGUGUGCAUGGCGAUCCUGGCGUCAUGCAUUGCCAUCCUGUCUCCUCAUAGCAUGUCUCACUGCAGCCAUCGCCCCCAUCAGUGUUGCCAUCGUCACACGUCUCCCCUCCAGCCACAAGACCAUCACCACACAUUUGAAUCGGUGUCACCACUGUAUGCAGACAAACACGCAAGCGCAGUCAGGAUGCAAGCCGCAGAUGCCUGCAUGUGCGCGUGCCUCCAAGCGUAUACAUACAUACAUACAUACAUAAUACCGAUGCAAUCCGUGAGGCAUUCGCAGUCGCGGACAGCCGAGUCGUAAGCCGGAUCAGCCGUUGGCACCCAUUCAGAUACUUGGGCUAUGUCGCUUCCCCACUUCAAAGUGCAGAGACCGGCACCUUCGUGGAAGGAGAAUGCCGCACAUGUGGGUACAUUGCGGCACUCAGUCGAACAGGAAUCGAACGUGUGGUUGUCGACUUCAAACCAGCCCUUCAGGUUGCCUCCGACGAGUGCCGUGCCAUUCAUUCGCUCCAUCAGGUCACAGGCUGCACGCAUGCAUUACGACAAACAAACAAACAAACAGGCGAGCCAUAUAUGUGUCUGGGCGUGUGUAAUACGAGGCGUGGCGUGUGUAUGUUCGUCACAUGUACUCACCAGGCUUGAGCACGAAAGUGAUAUUACCAGAAGAAUUGACACCGUUGUCCGAAAAGUCGCCGAUAUCAUUCGAAGGGCUCAAACUAACUACAACCUCGCCUAUCGUAAACCCCGCGGGAGCCUCCUCUAGCCGCACUUCCACCACGAAAUUAUCGUUCCACGCCGGCCAUGUUACCGGCCUGUCACUUUCAAUCGGUAGGUUCAGAAUGACACUUGCAACCGAGCAGUUAGCGCAGGCGAUUUCCAAGUCGCUGGACACGAGCCUCUUCACGGGUUCGGACAAAUGAAUGUGUGCGGACAUGCGGAUUUGGACAAGGCUGUCGUAGUAUAGGUUGAUGGUUCCGCCUGCGACGGGAUCUCCUGUGUCGUUGACCUUGUGAACGAAGGAGAGAGCGAGAGGAGUCGAGUCUGAGGUGAAGCACAUGAAUCACAUGACAGCCAAUCAAUCAAUCCACUCCUCUCCUUGAUGUGUGCAUGGCAUUGACAUAUUUACUUACUUACCGGUCUUAAUAGCACAUGUCCGCGUGCUUCUGACCUUGUUCGCACUGGACGGCCCUGAAAGGUCCGCAUCGUCGUAUAGGCGGCAUGAAGAUGGCCGAGUGCCGACGGCGUCAAAGACGAAUACCUCGCAAUUGGGCUCCUCUCGGCAGAGCCGGCCGCACUUCCACCAGUCGUGAGCCAUUAGAUUGGAGAUCUCCCCCACGUCCUUCCCCUGAGACCACGCCAUGUCACAACCUGCAAAUACAUACGUAUACAAAUACAUAUAUGUAGGUAUACGCACAUCUGUACGUACAUACAACAGUUUUUGCCAUGCAUGCACACUGACUGACUGACUAGUGUAGACACUGAGCUCGUUGGAAGGCGUGUUCUGCUGCUCGUCUGAUGUUCGUCUAAAGGCCAUGUCAUUGACUUGUACCGUGACCCUUCCAGGCUGCACCGCCCAUAUUCUCUCCACAAUCACAUUGUCAUCUGUCUGGUUGAUCCAUUUGAUGGCGCCGCCGACACCCCCAACCGUCUGCCAAUCUGACAGGUCGUUGAAUGAGGUGUCAAAUGUCAGGUUGCUGAUGGCAUCGGAGAAUGUGAGGGUCACGUUGAAGGAAGUCGAUCCGGGGCCGGGAAAGGCCGUCUGCGUGGUGAUCAUCACUGUGGGAGGGUCAACUGAUUUGAGAAUGCAUGAGAGAGACAUGCACUAGCAAAGACAAGCCUCGGCUUUCUCUCCCUUGUAGCGCUCACCGCAGCCUUCGUAGGCUUUCUUUUCGCACUGAAGGCAGGCAAGCAUGAGACAGAUAAGCAAGAAGAACAUGAGUGGAAGGGCCAUUGAUUGAUUGCAUCGCCUUUCUUACCAGAGCUCUGCUGUCAUCCUGAGUGUCCUGGUAUGUCUGAAUGACCAGAUCCCUAUUAAUAGUUUCACAUGGGUCAUGCAGAAGACAAGCCGCAUGUGAGCAUCUGCUUCCGAUUUCUCUAUGCCUUACUUACCAUGGUUCUUCGUAUUCAUUGCCUUUGGCGAGAAUCAGCCCUCUGUCAUAUAGGCUGUACUGCCAUGGCUCGCCAAAGUCCCACGCCAUAUCCCACAGGCCUCUCGUAGUCCCCUCCCACUCCCAGCCGCCGCCAGGCGACCAGUUGUCGCGGAAGGCAGAUGUCCCUCCCAGGUCAGGCAUCCGAUCUGGCUCUUCGUUUGGGUGGCUGCCGGUCUAGAGGAAGAGAAAAGCACAGAAAUGACCAAAGACACAUGCACAAGGCUGUUUUUUUUUUGGUAUGUGUACGCGCUUCAAUCUGGCCCAAUAUCGUUUGUUGUGGUCAUUCUCACUUCGCAGCCAGCCUGCAAUCCACUUUGCCUCGUACGCAUCGUCUACCACCACCUGCACAUACAGCACACACAAGGCAGGAUGAGUGAACGAAUGUAUCCUCCUUGCCUUUCCAUCUGUCUGAACUCACCAAGUCGCCCGGCCGAGUGUUUGUUAACUCGCAAGCAAGCUUCAAUUCAUUCCAUUUCUUCUCGAUUGAAUUGUCCGUAUAGUAGUAGCUACAUGACCGAGGACGCUGGGCCCAGGAGAGUGGCCAAGACGGUUGACCGUACUCGUCAUCGCCUCCGCAGCAAAGGGGGACGAACAGGCCGAUGAGAAGGAGCGCUAUCAGCCACUGAAGCAUGCGAGGUGACAGUCGGGAGAGAGGCGUUAACGCAUAGCUCGACGGCAAGAGGAGUCCA
This is a messenger RNA of Vitrella brassicaformis, 9067 nucleotides long. The record is from the annotation of a GenBank genome assembly. Lineage: Eukaryota; Vitrellaceae.